UCGCGGGGUCAGAGGCUGGGAUGGACGUGGGACUGAACCAGACAGCAGCAGCGACCAGGUGUGAGGUGACGACGGCAGGCGGGGAGGCGACCCAGGCCAGGAGAGCACUGCUGGAGCGAGACACCCACGCCAGGGUUACCCAGCUCAAGCUUAGCACCCUAGAGAGGUCACUACAAGACCGACAGCACGAGGUGACAAGCCUGGAGGAGAGACUACAAGACUCUCACACGGAGACUCACCGCCUGGAGACUGAGACCGCCCAUCUACGUGCCCAGGUCGCCAUGCUCUCCACCCAGCUCUCUCAUGCCCACGCCCACAAGAAUACCAACGCUCACCAACACCCUGACGAUAACAGGGUGGAGGAGCUUGAGGACAGUGUCGAGGCUUAAGGGCGAGUUGGCUGCCAUGGAGGAACAGCUCAAACAGGCCUGUGACCGUGAGACAAGAACGACCCAAGAACUGCAACUUGAAAUCACCACACUUACCAGGACUCGUGACGACGCCCUCAGAAAGGUGAUGAGUUUAGAUGCGUCAUUAGGAGAGUCUCAAGAAACCGUGGAAGCUACCAAGGUGCUGGAGAGGCUGUGGGAGGCUCAGUUAGCCACCGUGGAGGAGGAGAUGGCAGGCUCCUGUAGACUAACCAACUCAAAGAUUGUAAUGGUGCCCUCCACGACCAGCUGUCUGGGAGAGAGAGGAGAUAGACGCGCUCAGGGGCCAGGUGAGAUCGAGAGAAUUACAGGUAGAGGAGGUGCAGCAAGCCAGAAACCUACUUGCCAACGAUGCUCAGGUGGUGGUGGCAUCAAGCAGUGGUUACACGAGCAGAAGUCGGCCAAUAGCAAGCUAGCAAGCAAACUACACCAGCAGAACAAGCAGAUUCUCCUCCUCAACACAGAGAAGCAGUACGUGUCUCAGUAUGAGUAAUAUAAAGUGGUAUGG
This is a messenger RNA of Homarus americanus (American lobster), 936 nucleotides long. RefSeq lists its product as uncharacterized. The coding region runs from base 304 to 921 and encodes 205 amino acids. The record is from RefSeq and is a predicted model, not a curated record. The transcript is spliced from 7 exons. NCBI's taxonomy places the organism in Eukaryota, Metazoa, Arthropoda, Malacostraca, Decapoda, Nephropidae.